Pyrgilauda ruficollis (rufous-necked snowfinch) is the source of this 4860-nucleotide messenger RNA. Its product is annotated as gasdermin-A3-like. Gene Ontology annotation, biological process: defense response to bacterium; pyroptotic inflammatory response. Gene Ontology annotation, molecular function: phosphatidylinositol-4-phosphate binding; phosphatidylserine binding; phosphatidylinositol-4,5-bisphosphate binding. The coding region runs from base 1773 to 3488 and encodes 571 amino acids. NCBI's taxonomy places the organism in Eukaryota, Metazoa, Chordata, Aves, Passeriformes, Passeridae. The record is from RefSeq and is a predicted model, not a curated record. The transcript has 9 exons.
GCCAUGGGCAGGGACACCUUCCACUAGCCCACGUUGCUCCAAGCCCCAUCCAGCCCGGCCUUGGACACUCCCGGGGAUGGAGCAGCCACAGCUUCUCUGGGUAACCUGUCCUGGGGCCACAUCACCCUCACAGAGAGGAAUUUCUUGCCAAUACCCCCUCCUGGGUUCAUUUCUCCAUCUGUCAAAGAGGAGCAACAUUAUGUGGCUUGAUAACAUUGGAGCAUGGAAGGAUGGAAUGGUUUUGUCUGAAGGGACCUUAAAGCCAUCCAGUCCCACCUGCUGCCAGGGGCAGGGACACCUUCCUGUCCAGUUUGAUGUUGGACACUUCAGGCGUGGCCUUACAUCUCCUGCAUCUGUAGAAUUUCAAGUUAUCUACAGCCCCUAUCACAGAAUCUGCUCAAGGAAGACUUACACAAGCAAUGGCCAUUUUGAAGAAAUGGAGCACUGGGGAGGAGGAUGGUAAAUUGCUCCAGCUGGGAAUAACUCUGGGGAAUAAUAACUCAGGUGUGAACAGCCAGGGAACCACCUGCAUGGAUCAGAUCUAACAUUGCUCCUGCCCAGGUGUUGCUUCUGGGAGCCUACGGUUAGCAAGAAAAAUCAAUUUACUCUUUGCUCUGUGUUUGUGGGGUUGCCAGCUUCCUGGGCAACUCACGGCUCCCGUACUUAGCAAACACUUCCACACCUUUGGCAGAGAGCCAGAGACCUUGUCCCCAGUCCUGCUGCUCUCCAGAGGCCACAUCACCUCAGCAGCCCCACGGUCUGCCCUGCACGCCCACCACCCCACAAACAGGCAAGUGCAUUAUCCCAGGGCUUUGGGCAGGGGAGAGGGUUGGUGGGAGCUCUCUCUGUAAGUGCUCUUGUUUAGUUUUUCUUCUCUUCUUCGACAGUUCCAAGGGAAAGAGCUCGAAAGCGCUACUAACACUGAGCACGCAAAGCUAUUUGUCUUUGGAAUGGUUUAAACUCACAGAGAGCAGGGUUAGAUGGGAUAUUGGGAAGAAAUCCCUCUGUGUGGUGGUCAGGCACUGGCACACUGGCCCACAUCCCUGGAAGUGUCCAAGGCCAGGGCUUGGAGCAAUCUGGGAUAGUGGAAGGUGUCCCUGACCGUGUUAGGGAGAGGAAUGGGAUGAGCUUUAAGGUCUCUUCCCAUCCAAACCGUUCUGGAUUGUUCAAUUUCUUCUCUCCAGCUCUUUCCCGUAAAACAUCAGAAAAGUGAAACUGAAACUUUUUCAUGAAAAGAAGUUGUGUCAGAAAGGAAAAAGGGAUUUCUUUCUGGCCCUCAAACACCAGCUCUCCCCUGCCAACCACCAGGGCUUGCCCAAUAAGGCUGGGCUGAUUUCUGUUUUGGGGGACAUUUUCCUUUAAUAUCAGCAUCCUCAGGGUGUGCCCGCUGUGCUCUCUCUGCACAAUCACUGGGGUUCAGCAGCAAAGGCAAAUGAGGCCAAACAACCCACAGAUCCUGCUGCUUCCUCUCCAAAAGCUCCCUGUAACAACCCUGUGAAACUUGUGUCCCUGGGUAAUACCAGUCAUUAUUUUGAAAGCUUCUUCAUAAUUAAAGAAAUACUUUGUUACAAUGUCCUGUUUAACCUCCACCAGGGGAAGUUUAGCUUGGACAUCAGGAAAAAAUUCUUCACUGAAAGAGUGAUUGGCCACUGGAAUCAUCUGCCCAGAGAGGCAGUUGAGUAAUCAUCCCUGGACGUGUUUAAGAAAAGAGUGGAGGUGGCACUCAGCACCAUGAUUUAGUGAGGAAAUCUUAAGGUCAUAGGCUUGACUAGAUGAUCUCAAAGGUCUUUUCCAGACUAGAUCAUUCUGUGAUUCUGUGCUGUUAUUUCAAGUCAUUUGGCUUAGCUUGUGUUCCCUCUUUCCCAAGGCACAAAUCCCCUUGGCUUUGCUUCAAAACCUCAGCCACAGCCAGAAUGUUUAAAAAACUCAACAAAUGCAUUGUAAAUCAAAUGGAUCCAUGCAAACAAUUGGAUCCUGUUGAGAGCAUCACAGACAAUGAGCACUUCAGGCCUCUCUGUCUACUGAUUAAAAAAAGAAAAUCAACCCGCAUAUUCCACCGAGCUCCCUACUACCAGCCGACAGGAUUCACACUGGAUGAUGUGCUGCUGCCUGGAGAAGAUGGUAAAAGCACAGAGUCCAUCUAUCAAGAAUCCAGCCAAUUUACUCUCACAAAAGUCAACACUGAUGAAGUUGAUGGAUUUCUCAAGAUUUCUUUUGACCCUGCAAGUGUAGAGAUUAAAGGAGGUGCUUCCUUGUCCAAAGGGUUUUCUAUCAAGCCACAGAAGAAGAAUGUACCACUGCAAUCACUGGAGGCACUGAGAAGAGAAAGGCAAAUCAACAUGGAUCAUUCCUUCAUCAAACAGCUACAGAGAACAGGCAUCAAGCUGUACGUGGUCACUGAAAUCCUCGAGGCCUCAGAGGAGGCUGUCUACAAGGAAUCCACCAAGGCAGACGGGGGCUUCAUGGCCAAAUUUUAUGCCACACUCUGUGCACAGGGCACCAGAGAGAACAACCAAGGCAUAGUGAUACCCAAGGGCUGCACGCUGGCCUUCAGGACCAUCCCACUACACAUUAGAGAUGGAGAAUGGGAUCUGGAUUAUAUCAAAGGGGGAGCUAUGAGCAAUCAAGGUCAUGGAGCUGUGGAAAUUCAAGCUUAUGUAGAUGAUGGUCCCUCAACAGGAAAAUUAGAAGAAGUGAGGAUAGAAGUUCGAUAUUCCUGCCAAAUUUUCCCCGAGCUGUCUCCUGACCUGCAGCUCAUCAUCUUAAACACCAUCACAGCUGUGAUGAGAGACAAGAACCUCCUUCAAGAGCUCAGCCACAAAGUAAGUGAAGCUUUUCUUACUGCCACCAUUUAUAAAUACAGAUACAUCCAGGACCACACCUCCUGUCCCUUCCCAUCCUCUUCACUCUUUCCCAUCCUGCUCACCAGUCCCAGCCCACCACCUUGCUUGGUUGCAAACCUACUGAAACAUGACCUGGAAGAUCAGAUGCGGCAUUUCCAUGUGGAUGCCAGGCUGCUCUCGUUCCCUUACAAGGAGGAACAGAUGUUAACCAUUGCCCUGGUGGAGCUGAGUGGCAUCCAGCUCCAGGAAGAUGGAUCAGCUGUCCCUAGGGAUGAACCCUUUGAGGCUGUGGCAGCCCUGUUUGUGGCCUUGUAUGCCCUCAACCUCCUGAGCGAGUUAACAGAAUAUCAGCUGCUGCUGCUGCUGGAAUCCUUGGAAAGGAAGAUUGUGUCCCAACAGCUGAACCUGGUUGCAAACCUACUGAAACAUGACCUGGAAGAUCAGAUGCGGCAUUUCCAUGUGGAUGCCAGGCUGCUCUCGUUCCCUUACAAGGAGGAACAGAUGUUAACCAUUGCCCUGGUGGAGCUGAGUGGCAUCCAGCUCCAGGAAGAUGGAUCAGCUGUCCCUAGGGAUGAACCCUUUGAGGCUGUGGCAGCCCUGUUUGUGGCCUUGUAUGCCCUCAACCUCCUGAGCGGUUCCAAGUAGGAUGUACCUGGCCCUGCCCAGGGAACCCCUCCACAAAAUGUUGGCAAAACUCUGCUGACAAGAGUUUUCCCUCCCACUAUCACCCUUGUUAAUGCUCAAGGCUGCUUUGGCUGGCAAAAGCAAAUUUAAGGCUGGAAAAUUCAUUAUAGAUGCUAAAGGCUGGAUAUCAAAGUAGAUCUGUCUGUCUCCCCAAGAAUAUUAAGUGAAAACAGGAAAAUCCACAAUCCCAAAGAAUCACAGUCCUGGCACCGGUGCUUCGUGUAAUCCUGCUUCCCUCAAAAUGCUGCUGCUGCUGCUUCUGCAAUCAGUAAAUGGGAAAGGGAAGGCAAAGGAAUGGGAAGGGAAUGCAGAGGGGAAAGGGGAGGUGCAAGGAAAAAGGGGAAGAACAUACAAAGGCAAAAAUGAAAUGCAAAGGGAAAAGGAAGGAAAUGAAAAUAAAACAAAAGCCAAAGGAAAGUAUCAGCAGAGAUUCACCCUGCUCCCUCUCUGGUUCAGUGGGGGCUCCAUUAACUACUGGUUGUAGGAAGGUGGGGAAAUCCCAGAGGUUUCACUCUCACCUCUCCAGUCCCAUCUCCCUGAGACACUCAAGAGUCAUGGGCAGCACUUCAGGGAGAUGGCACAAAUAUUCCCAUUAUCACUUUAUAAAUAAAGAGCAGCUUCUUGCUAAGCAAUUCUGUGGUCUCAAAGGCUAUUUCUUAAUUUUGUGUCUUUUCCAUCCCAUGGCACACCUGACAACCUCAGGACUGAAGCUGUACUAGAAAUAAGGGUCCUUGACGUGGACACAGCAGUCUCCUGUAGAGAAUUUUCUAAAAGAAAGCGUGAAUAUUUUCAUUACUCCUUUGUACAGUAUUCUAAGAGAGACUAAUAAAAGUGAAGUAUUCAGGUAAAAACUUGUGCUUGAGUCCUGGAACCUUCACAUGGAUGGCUUUUGCUGUCAAACAAGCAUGGCAAUGUACCCUGGAGACAUGGAAUGGCUCGGGUUGGAAGGCACCUUAAGGCUCCAGGGCCAUCCCCACCCUCUGCCAUGGGCAGGGACACCUUCCACUAGCCCACGUUGCUCCAAGCCCCAUCCAGCCCGGCCUUGGACACUCCCGGGGAUGGAGCAGCCACAGCUUCUCUGGGUAACCUGUCCUGGGGCCACAUCACCCUCACAGAGAGGAAUUUCUUGCCAAUACCCCCUCCUGGGUUCAUUUCUCCAUCUGUCAAAGAACAGCAACAUUACCUGGCUCAAUAAAGUUGAAUCAUGCAAUGAUGCAAUGGUUUGGCUUGAAGGGACCUUAAAGCCAUCCAAUCCCACCUGCUGCCAGGGGCAGGGACACCUUCCUGUCCAGUCUGGUCUGGGACACUUCCAGUGGAUUUACAUCUCCUACAU